Messenger RNA from Racocetra persica, 1292 nucleotides. The record is from the annotation of a GenBank genome assembly. Lineage: Eukaryota; Fungi; Glomeromycota; Glomeromycetes; Diversisporales; Gigasporaceae.
CAUGGUCUCAGUUAAUAAACCAAGUUCAGAGAAGAUGGAAUAGUGACAAGUCCUUAUUGAGUUUGCCUCUUGCAAGACCAACGAUUCCAAAAAUAAUGGAGAAACGAAGGAAAAUAGAACAUAACGAUAUACCAACUGCGCGCACGUAUAAUGUCACACAAAAAUCGGUAACUCUUGAUGAAAUGUCAGAUAUCAGGCAACUCGCAAGUAAUAUUGAUAAAAUCGAGUUACCAAAUCAAUUGGCAUCUAUUUUGGACAAUCGUAUGCUUCAACAUGUCAUAGUGUUAAAUCCAGAGAGGGUUGCCAUUGCAAGAAUAAGUUAUUGGAUUGAUCAAUAUCUCAUGGAUCUAGUUUAUUGGAGUGAUCAAAACACGAAUACGAAGAUGAGAUUUGAUUGCUUGUUGAAUAAAUUAAUUACUAUGACAGAGUUCAUGAAGGAAUUGCUUCCCGGUAUUCAGGAGUUCUUAACGAAAUAUAUUCAUUCUUGGGAUGGUGGAGAAUAUCAAGAUCUAAUUUUCAGACUUUUGACAUUCUUAAGGCCAGGACCUUAUAACCAAUUUUAUGAAAAAAUUUUGAAACCAUUACAAUUUUUAUAUUGCAAUUCAUCGCCUGGUUGGAAGUCCAAAUUGAUUCGUUGUUAUACUGAUUUGCUAAAGUAUUGGACUUUACUUUACGAGAGGCAUUACGAAAGCAUGAAACAAGGAAAUAUUGAUAAUGAUGACGAAGAUUUAGACAAUUCAAUUGAGAAAUUGUCAAUUAACGGAAAUUAUUCUCAAACCAUACUCAAUUUUAUUGAUUAUGUUAGCAGAACCAUCCUGAUUGUGCCUGAGGAUGAGGACCAAAUAGAAGUACAACACGCUAUUUUAUCUUUUAUGGAAAUUUCAACGCUUCUACAACUUAAAUAUGAAUUCCACAAUAUCGUCUUGCCAUCAUAUUCAAUCAUUUAUCGUUCUUUUUUUUCGACUUAUGGAAUGCCUUUAUCACGAGUUUGUGGCAUUAUUCUACGAUAUCAAGAUGAAUUCGAUAAAUGCGAGCAGGAUGCAUCCGUAUCUAGUGGUGCGUUGCGUUACAACAUCAAUCAAAUCAAUUAUUUCAACUCUUUUGUGAUGGAUUUAUAUAAUGGGAUUUGGAGAAAUAGACCUUUUAGUAAAUUUGAUAAAGAUGCUAAAGGUUUUCAACUGAAUGAUGAUGUCAUCUCUCAAAUACAAAGAUUGUGCAAUGAGUCGUGUCCAAAAUGCCUAUCACUGAUUCAUCUUCCGUCCUUGUCUUUAAUAUCCAAAUGUUACUCUCAG